Molecule: messenger RNA, 1341 nt
Organism: Caenorhabditis briggsae
Lineage: Eukaryota; Metazoa; Nematoda; Chromadorea; Rhabditida; Rhabditidae
Gene: Cbr-vnut-1
Product: Protein CBR-VNUT-1
Exons: 4
Coding region: 1-1341 (446 amino acids)
Biological process (GO): transmembrane transport
Molecular function (GO): transmembrane transporter activity
Source: RefSeq, a predicted model, not a curated record
AUGCUCAAGAGGCCCGGCGAGUACGAACCACCGUUAGGUAAAAUUUGGACGAGAGCAGAAUCUCGAAUGUGGACGAUAACCAUGUUCAGUGGAACGUGUGUUCUCUACGCCGCCCGUGCAAGUCUUCCGAUAUGUGCCGCAGCUGUUGCCAAAGAGUUCGCAUGGAAUAAAACAGAUUCUGGAACAGUACUAUCCUGUUUCUUCUGGGGAUACGCUCUGACACAAGUGUUCGCUGGAAGGAUAGCUGACAAAUAUGGCGCUGAGAAAAUCCUCCCUUACUCGAGUCUCGCCUGGACAAUGAUCACCUUCUUCACACCUCACCUAUUCGAUUUCGCUUACUGGACCAACUACCCGCUCGUUGUUCUUCUAACAAUUCGAAUUCUAACGGGUGUCUGCCAAGCAUUCCAUAUUCCAUCAUUGGCUUCAAUUGUAUCAAAACACUUGGCCGCAGCUGACAAAGGACGUGUUUUUGGAAUCGUUUUGGCUGGCUCCCAUUGGGGUACUGUCCUUGCCGGUGCUAUUGGAAGUAUAUUGAUCGAAUGGAUCGGAUGGAGAUCGUUAUUCCAAUUUGUGGGAAUUCUCUCGCUUGUCUGGUGUUGGAUAUUCCGAUGGGUUCUGGAUAAGAAGAAUGGGACAGGUGGAGGAAGAAGUUCUCCACAGCCAGAUGAAGAAGUUCUUAUAGAUAAGAAGCAUGACACCAUAGAAUCCCACUUAUCAGCCAACACACCAUGUCCCUCUGUUCCUUGGGGAACACUCUUCCGUCAUCCAGCUUUCUGGGCUGCCGCAGUUGCUCAGUACACCGGAGGCAAUUCCUACUCGAUUCUGUUCAAUUGGCUCCCCUCCUACUUCCACGAGACCUUCCCAACUGCAAAAGCGGUCGUAUACAAUGUGGUUCCAUCAUUAGCCAUCGUCGUGACCUCCUUAGUAGCUCCUGUGAUGGCUUCCCGAGCACUAGCGGAAGGAAAAACUGUUACCUACACCAGAAAACUUAUGGAAGGAGUUAGUCUUAUUGGAAUCGCGUUCUGUCUAAUGCUAGUUCCAAUGACUUCUUCCUUCUGGCUCUCAUUGCUCAUUUUCACGAUGGCCAUGGCUGCAAGAGGGUUACAUCACGGUGGAGUGUCUGUGAAUCCACACGACUUUGCACCGAAUCAUGCUGGAUCGGUUUUUGGCGUCUUCAACGCUUGCGGAGCUAUCACUGGAUUCGUUGGUGUCUACAUCGCCGGGCACAUUCUCGAAGCCACUAACAACAACUGGUCCUACGUGUUCAUUGUUACGGCGGCUCAGUGUGUUGUAGGAGCAAUGGUAUACACACUUCUAGGCACUGGUCAGAAGAUUAUUUGA